Quercus robur (English oak) is the source of this 978-nucleotide messenger RNA. RefSeq lists its product as uncharacterized. The transcript has 2 exons. The record is from RefSeq and is a predicted model, not a curated record. Bases 233 to 553 code for a protein of 106 amino acids. Lineage: Eukaryota; Viridiplantae; Streptophyta; Magnoliopsida; Fagales; Fagaceae.
CUAAAACAAAAACAAGAAAAAAGAAAGAAAAAGAGAGAAAGUUAGAAGUGAGAGAAGGUCCACCUAACUAACCCUCAGGCCCCAGCUAGCCAGCCAACCCGACUUGAACGUUGAUGCCCCCUCUCUCCGUUCCCCAAUUCCAUCGUUCAAAUCGUCGUUGGCUCUGCUCAAUCCCUAUUGUUGAAUUAACUCUCUCAGCUCUAGAGAGAGAGAGAGAGAGAGAGAGAGCGCCAUGAUAACGCGAUCGAAUCUGGCGGAGCAGUUGAGGGAGUACCAGAUUCGAUCCAAGCACGACUGGGCCUCCGUCUCCUUCUUCUCCUCCACCACUAACCUCCCUUCUUCAAGGGUGGAUGUUGUGAUCUUUGUAAUAUGGGAACUUGUUAUUCUAGCGUUCCUGGUUUUUUCAGCAGUUUCUCUAUAUUUUAGGCAUAUGCAACUCGCAUUCAUUCUAGUAUGCAUCACAAUGCUAUUACUUUUAUGUAUGAAAGUUACAAAGCAAGUGAGAUUGGCCAGGAAAAAGAAGCGAAGGAUGCUUCUUCCAUUGUCAAUGUAAAACUAUAUGUAGUCGCAAUCCUUUUUUAGGGCAACCCAACUUUGUUGUAUUAUUUUCUUGACCAUUGCUGGUCCAGCUUCUUUUUGGUUAUUGGAUGAUGUAUUCGCUCCUAAAGAAAGUUGAUCAAGAAUAUAAUGAUGUGUUACUUCCACAAUUCAAAUCCAGAUUUAUCUGGUGCCCUGUAUCAGUUCUUUUCGUCAGAUAGAAAGUUGAGGUGUUAUGAUUUAAUAAGAGUUCUAGUUGUAGUUACAACUUCUUUCUGCUAUUUUUUGCUGUAGACUGUAUACACGGUGUAGUCAAAGCAGUUACUUCGUAAAGUUCAUUCAUUUUCCCUGUUGAGUAACACUAUUGAAGUUCCAUACCCAUAUGUAAUGAGACGACUGCUUGUUUUAUAAGAUAAUUGUAUUCGAGGUGGUUGUACCUUA